Molecule: messenger RNA, 1811 nt
Organism: Brachypodium distachyon (stiff brome)
Lineage: Eukaryota; Viridiplantae; Streptophyta; Magnoliopsida; Poales; Poaceae
Exons: 1
Coding region: 140-1429 (429 amino acids)
Source: RefSeq, a predicted model, not a curated record
GACACAGACAGACAAACCUCCCAAGCUUAUUCCUUUGCUUGCCGUCCCCCGCUAAAAAACCCCCAAUUUUUCCCAUUCCUCUCCAGCCGAUUCCUCUCCCCCCUCGCCGUCGCCGUCGCAAACCCUAGCUUGCGUCGCAAUGCCGGCCACCGACUCCACCUCGUCGCCGGCGACGCACACCUCCUUCGGCCGCUCGCUCCUCUCGCUCCGCCACCGCGACCACCAGAUCCACCACGCCCCGCCCACGCCCGACCACAACACCACGCACGCCUCCUCCUCCGCCGCCGCCGAGAUCGACGCCUUCCAGCACCACGCCGCUGAUCUCCUCCUCGACCUCCUCCCGUCGGGGUCCUCGGCCGGCCCCGUGCCGGAGAUCCUCUCGCUCGCCUGGACCCGCCACCUGCUCGACUCCUUCCUCGUCUGCCUCGAGGAGUUCCGCUCCCUCCUCUUCGCCAGUCCCUCCCUCGCCCGGCCCCCGCUCGACCGCCUCCUCUCCGACUUCUUCGACCGCGCCGUCAAGGCGCUCGACCUCUGCAACGCGCUCCGCGACGGCCUCGACCUGCUCCGCCAGUGGCGCAAGCACCUCGCCAUCGCCGCCGCCGCGCUCUCCCCGCACGCCGACGACCCCUCCGCCCCGCUCGGCCAGGCCCAGAUCCGCCGCGCCCGCAAGGCGCUCACCGACCUCACCAUCCUCAUGCUCGACGACAAGGACACAAGCGUCGGCGCCGGUCACCGGAACCGUUCCUUCGGCCUCGGAAGCAGCACCGCCAGGGGCGGCGGCGGCGACGCGCAGGCCCGCGGCCACCACCGCCGGAGCAGCAGCGGCGGGAGCUCCGGCGGCUCCGGGUCCGGGUCCCACUUCAGGUCGCUGUCGUGGAGCGUGUCCCGGUCCUGGUCCGCCUCGCGCCAGCUGCAGGCCAUCGGGGGGAACCUGCCGGUGCCUCGCGCGCACGACGUCGCCGCCACGGGCGGCCUCGCCUCCGCGGUCUACACCAUGGGCUCCGUGCUCUUCGUCGUCGCCUGGGCGCUCGUGGCCGCGAUCCCGUGCCAGGACCGCGGCCUCCAGGCCCACUUCGCCGCGCCCAGGAGCUUCCCCUGGGCCGGCCCCGUCACGGCGCUGUACGAGCGCGUGCUCGAGGAGUCCAAGAAGAAGGACCGCAAGCACUCAUGCGGGCUGCUCAAGGAGAUCCACCAGGUCGAGCGGUGCUCGCGGCAGCUCAUGGAGAUCACCGAUGCCGCGCAGUUCCCCUUGGACGAGGAGAAGGAUGCCGAGGUUCGGGAGGCCGCGCUGGAGCUGGUGCAGGUCUGCGAGACCCUCAAGGAUGGGCUGGACCCGCUUGAGCGGCAGGUGCGCGAGAUGUUCCACCGGAUUGUGCGCACCAGGACAGAGAUCCUCGACUCCUUGAGUAGGCCGCACACCACCGAGUGAAGAAGAUGUAGGCAAAGCAGCAUGGUUGAUGCCUGCUUGAUUGAACAUUCUGUGAAAUACUGAAAUGCAGGUGCUCCACCGGUUGAAAUGAGGUAGCUUUCCUCUGCAUAUGUUAGCAACUACAUAUACAUGUGUCUGCAUAAAGGCGUGGCCUCCUGAUAAAUUGAGUUAAUUAGUUUUAUUUGUUUAUUUGUAGCUUGUGAAUUCUUACCUGGGCAGUUCUUCAUACUAGUGGUCUAACAUCAUUGUUUUAUUCUUCAUAUCUGGUCUGGUUUGGUAAUGUUAAGUACUCUGGUGCUUGGUUUGUGUUCAUGAUUAGUCUGUGCAACAGGUUUCUGGUGCGAUAUUUGUGAUUGUGAGCAAUUUGUAUGAUCCAGGUCCA